AUACAAUCCUUUAGAAGAGAAUAAUUUAUAUUUACGAGAGGACAAGGUGCAAGACAUUAAUAAUCGUCGGGAAAUUUUCAAAAAUGCAACAGUUUUAGAAGAAGAAUAUUUUAUAGUUCCUUUGCAAAAUCUUAAAAAUAAAUCAUGAGUAUUGAACAUGUUCUAAAAACUAUAGGUACAACAUUUAUAAACUUUUCUAAAAAUGGAUUUACUUAUGGACUGCAAGGUAAUAUGCUUCUUAGAAAUCUGGAGGCACAUUGGUUUUUACAUUGUGUCACUAUGUCACCAUACAAUGUUUUCAUAACUACAACAGAUAGGAUUAAACAUACUCUACAAAUAUUAGAUAAUAUGAAUAUAAAUGAAAUACCUUAUGGACUUGCUAUUAUAAAAGAUUCCAAAACUUCUUGGAAUCAAUUAAUUUGGCCACCAAAAUGUAAAGUGACUUCUCAUAAAAUUGCAAAAACUAUUACAUUUGCACAUAAUUCUCAAUCAAAAGAUUUAUUUUAUAAAAAACAAAGAGAACGAAAAAUGUGGUGGCGCAAGCUUACUCAAAACCCUUCAAGAUUUUUACUUACUGAAUCAAGAAAGCUAAAAAAUCGUGAAAUAAUUGACAUAGAAGUACUAUUUCCUUUUGGCAAUAUUAUUGUAGAGACCAUUAUUUAUCAAUGUGAUGUACAUAAACUAUUUGUAAAGACUACAAAUUCUAAAUAUGAUAUUGACGAUGUACAUAUGAUCGAACAUGUUGCUUCCUUAGAUUGGGGUUGUUUGGCAUUACUUUCUGACAGUUAUGAAGAUGGUAAAUCUAAUCAAAUAUUGUUACAUCCAAAGAUUUCACCAUACAAAGUUGCUUUUUGCAUUGAAAAAGAAAGUAAUGAAACUGAUUCAGAUACAGAGAAGUUAAGUCGUUUUAUAAUAUAUUUAAAUAAUAUACUUAGAACAAAAGGUUUUGAAACUAUAUUAGUGAAUACAAAAGAAGUAAUUGAAAUGUGCCUCGUUCCUUUUGUUGUCACGGUAGCUCAGACUAGUCUUAAAAAUGGCAUAAUACACAUUACGAAUAGAUCCACAACUCUUGCAGAAGCAAUUCAUUUUACAGAUUUGGUAAAAUAUAUUGCUUUGCGAUGUAGUCACUCAGUUUGACAAUAAAUCAAUGUCUGUAAAUCAAA
Vespula vulgaris is the source of this 1163-nucleotide messenger RNA. RefSeq names its product DNA polymerase subunit gamma-2, mitochondrial (gene DNApol-gamma35). Bases 145 to 1137 code for a protein of 330 amino acids. Lineage: Eukaryota; Metazoa; Arthropoda; Insecta; Hymenoptera; Vespidae. The record is from RefSeq and is a predicted model, not a curated record. The transcript has 2 exons.